GACCCCAUGUGAUUGGGUGGUAGGUGCCUGGACACGUUUUAAUACAAGUUCCCCUCUCCCACCGCUCCCCCUCCCUUCUCUCUCUCUCUCUCUCUCGCUCGCUCGCUUCCCCUAUCCAGAGUUGGGAUCUGGCUUCACUCUAGCAAUGGCAGGAAAGAUCUCCACGUUGGUGUUGAAAGUUGACCUAGAAUGCCACCGUUGUUAUAAAAAGAUCAGGAAAACGAUUUGCCAGCUCCAAGAUCGAGAGAACAUAAAAACUAUCUCCUACGAUGAGAAGAACAACACUGUCACGAUCUCUGGCCCAUUUGAUCCCCAAAAGCUUUCCAAGAAGCUCCGCUGCAAGGCCUGCAAGGUGAUCAAAGACAUCCAAAUCAUAGAGAUCAAGGAGAAGCCAAAAGACCCUCCCAAGGACUCUAAGCCAGCUGAACCGGCCCCAGCUGAGAAGGAGAAACCCAAGCCACCUAAAUCCGAACCAGAACCAAAACCAAAGCCAAAAGCUGACGCACCACCAUCUGAACCGGCACCGAAGCCCAAAGCCGACCCACCAGCCGCAAAACCGGACCCUCCAAAGACCGAGCCUGCACAGCCAAAGGGUGAACCAAAGCCGCCGAAGCCUGAACCGGUGACGGUCGGUCCGGUCCCGGGUCAGCCACCGGUCUGGCCGGCUUGUUGCGGUGCGCCAUACUACGAGGGGUAUUAUGGGGGGUGCCGGUGCUGGUCAUGUGGAAGGGUGUAUGGAUGGGUUGCCAAUGGUCCACCCAUGGCCCAUGGUGGGCCAUCCUAUGAAGGGAAUAAGCCAUGCUAUUUCUUUUGCGAGGAGGAUCCAUCAACGUCAUGUACCAUCAUGUGAUCAUGUUCCCAUUUCUCUUUUUUGCUUAAAAUAUUUAUUACAUAAUCUUAUUAUUUCAUGUCUUGUUGGGUGAAUAUUAAAUAAGGUGGGGGAUGUCAGAUCUAUGAGGGAGUAAAGAGGUGAUAUAUAUAUAUAUAUAUAUAUAAAGGCUAUUGUGAA
Messenger RNA from Phoenix dactylifera (date palm), 1009 nucleotides. RefSeq lists its product as uncharacterized. The record is from RefSeq and is a predicted model, not a curated record. Gene Ontology annotation, molecular function: metal ion binding. Gene Ontology annotation, biological process: regulation of defense response to fungus. NCBI's taxonomy places the organism in Eukaryota, Viridiplantae, Streptophyta, Magnoliopsida, Arecales, Arecaceae.